CCGAGGCAGCUGACUUGAUCUUAUGCACGACGUGGAAGGUGAAAGCCAGUGAAUGGCUGUCUACGAUGAUGGACAAUGUAGUCUAUAAAGUAUAUUGGGUCUCCCGAUCGUCCAUCUCAAUGCUACCUACUCCUCUUCUUUUCUAUAUGCCCGCCCCGGCAAGUUGCGUGCACAUCUUGAUGACCUGCUAGACUCGCAACUAUGUCCAAUAAGCAGUCCAAACAGGGAAAGCCGCACCACCAUCCCCAUCGUCGCUCUCAUCAUUCUAGACCGGCUGUAUCGCCUCACAGCCGACGAGGACGUAGCCGAAGUAGACCUGAGAGGAGAGCCAGGAGCAGCUCCGUCCGACAUCAGAACCGUUCCAUCCCCCCGCCCCGUGUCCGUUCCCAUUCUCGAUCCCUUCCUCGCCGAACGGUAAACGCUAGGGAUAUACCAUUCUACAUCCCACCAAGCGGACAGAAUGGAAGCUCUAUUCCAACUAUCAUCGUAGAAGCACUGCGAAAGCAGGACGCGGAGCAGAACGAAGCCCUCACGGCCACAAAUCUUGGACACCGGCAGCCAACCCCUCCUCCGGAUCCCAACGCACAAGAGAACGCAAUGGCCCAGAUCCCUACAGCCCCAGCCCCAGCCCCAGCUCCAACCCCGGGAUUGAAGCGUCGGCCGUCAUCAUCACCAGCUGCAGCAAACGCAAGACGGCGGCGGCGGCGACGCCCCCGACCACGCCAACGUAGCGUAAUAUCAGAUCCAGAGUCCGAUCCAAUCCCACCGCCUCGGCCACAGCCAGCUCCGUUCUACCCACCACGACCCCCUUCACCCUCGUUCUCGUUCCUCGGGAUUAAGAGAACGAAAACGGAAAAAGAGAGGCGUGAGCAGGAGGCCAAAAAGAAGCGCGACAAGAGAGAGGACAGACGACUAAGAAAGGAGGGGCAAAGAGGUCGUUACGAAAAGCUCGAGUCACCCAAGAGAGCAAAAGCUCCUAGGCCGAAGAAGUUGUCCAAAUCUCCCCCACAACGAGCAACUUCUGCACCGCCGCUGAGUAAAGUUGCUGUGCAAGAGCAAUAUGAAGAGCAUUUGUACGAAGAACAAGCCCCCUCGGGCCAAGGAAGUCAGCGCGGACAACACCAACCCCGGCAAAAGGGGAGUAAACAGCGGCACAAGAAACACCACCGCCGCCUCGCCGAGCAGCACCAUCGACGGCAGCAGAAACGAAGGAACAAAUUCACCAUGCGGGAUUUCUUCAAAUCGCUGCGGAGGAAACUAGGGAAUCUAUUUAGAUUCACGAUGCCGACCCCAAGCGCACCGCCCGUGCAACAACCCGCACCCCAAUACCAAGACACUGCGUAUUACUCGAGUCCCACGCGAGACAUACCGUACAACGUCCAAUGGGCCCAAUACGCGCAGAACGAAAGCCAGAUCUUCACCGGGCAGGCACGGCGCGGCAGCGGCCGCCAGCGCGUAACCAGCAAGCAGCAGCCGCUGCCGUACUUCAUGCACGGCGGACGCUCGCCCGCGACAUCAUGGCACUCGCGGCUCUCGAUGCAGGGUUCCACGCGGCGCUUCACGGCGACGGUAGAAUCCGCGCCCGGGUCCGCCAUCGGCGUCGCCGUCACGACGGAGGAAAUCGACCGGAUCACGCCCCUGGCGCCCACGCCGGGGGUAAACACACAGCGGCAUUCGCACCAGUCCUCGACGUCGGCGAUAUCCGUCAUCGCGAGGCGGUUCAUGGGGCCGUUCUUGUCCGAGCCAGGGGAUUCCAUGAUCUUCGAGAACGGCAAUGGGAGUCAGAAACGGCUGAGCUGGCGAAGCCAUAAAUUGCUCACGGCCGGCUCGGCCCCGGCGUCGAGGCCCGUGACGCCUCCUUCGUCGCGGAAUCCGAGCCCGGCGGCGCAGGCGCGCGGACGGAGCGCGGAGCGAAAUGUGGAGGGGGAAGGACAGAGCGAGGCCGCUGUCCCCAUGUCCUUCCCGUUCACGGAGGAGGAUAGAAGAAGCCCCUCGGCCUCGGCGUAUCACGGUUCUCCGUCGCCCGUGGCAUCGCCUGCGUCCCCCUCGCCACUCGCGUCCCCGCCUUUAUCGCCUGAUUACGGACUCGACGAGCUCUUCGCCACGCCGGCCGAGGUCCAUACCCCUGCCCACGGCACCCCUGUGAUGAGGCUCUCGUCGCCUGAUUACGGGAUUCAGAGAUUGUUCUCCCCGUCGCCGGCUAGUACGGGAUCGAAUUUCGGGCUGCGACGGCUGUUUGGGGAUUGAUUGAUAGGAGAAAGAUAGGUGGAUGGUAUUGUUUCAUAGGGGAAUAUUCGUAUAUAGAUUGCGAUUUUUUUAUUUUUUUUUUUUGCGCCAUAGAUAUAAGUGUAAGACGGGAUAACAUCCAUGGGGAAUUAUAUAGGCCGGCGGGCAAGGCAAUGCGCGUACCGCUGGCUGUGGUUGAUGGGUUGGUUGGCUGUAUAUGGCACG
Xylaria bambusicola is the source of this 2451-nucleotide messenger RNA. RefSeq lists its product as uncharacterized. The record is from RefSeq and is a predicted model, not a curated record. The transcript has a single exon. NCBI's taxonomy places the organism in Eukaryota, Fungi, Ascomycota, Sordariomycetes, Xylariales, Xylariaceae. Bases 202 to 2247 code for a protein of 681 amino acids.